AUGAGAGUCCCUAGCACCAAGGUCUCGAUUCGUAUCAGCGAAUGUAUCCUCUACAUGAGUGGUCCAAAUGUUAAACUGAGAUAUGGUCGUAUAUAG
This is a messenger RNA of Blumeria graminis f. sp. triticale, 96 nucleotides long. Lineage: Eukaryota; Fungi; Ascomycota; Leotiomycetes; Helotiales; Erysiphaceae. The record is from the annotation of a GenBank genome assembly.